Messenger RNA from Achroia grisella, 1561 nucleotides. Its product is annotated as putative inorganic phosphate cotransporter. The record is from RefSeq and is a predicted model, not a curated record. Gene Ontology annotation, biological process: transmembrane transport; monoatomic anion transport. The transcript is spliced from 11 exons. Gene Ontology annotation, molecular function: transmembrane transporter activity. Gene Ontology annotation, cellular component: plasma membrane. The coding region runs from base 26 to 1561 and encodes 511 amino acids. Lineage: Eukaryota; Metazoa; Arthropoda; Insecta; Lepidoptera; Pyralidae.
AUUUAAUUGAGAGCAACCCACGAGAAUGGACUUGGAAUUCAUUAAAUAUCAAGAUGAAGAUAUACCUCGUAGGAUGCUUGGAAAGAACUUCAAAUUUAGACUAGGCAUUCGCCAUCUGCAGCUGCUGUACAUGUUUCUGAUGUGCGCCGCAAUGGGCGCUCUGCGUGUUAGUCCCAGUGUUGCCAUGCUUGCGGUUACUGAUACCUCACGACUCAACGAUACCUACAUACAGAUCAAAAAUUGGGAUAGGAAAACACAAGGGGUGAUAUUAUAUUCCUUUUUUAUGGGAUACGCAAUAAUGCUUGUGCCUGGAGAAUUGUUCCUGAAGAGGAUCGGAGGGAAGUACACGCAGGCUGUGAGUCUGCUAUUGAACGGUGGAUUAUGUGUCGCCAUGCCGACCGUAAUAAAUAAGGGAAGCGUGUUGGCUGUAUCUGGGAUGCAUCUAUUCAUGGGUAUGUCCCAGGCAUGGGUAUCCCCAGCCAACCAGGCGUUGCUUCGUAAAUGGUUACCGCCUGAUGAAAGAAACCUGUUUAGCAGGAUCCUUUAUUUGGGUUUACUCGUAGGUAUAAUAGUAGCACUACCUAUCAUUGGUAUAGUAUCUGAAGCCCGUUUAGGAUGGGAGUUGAUAUACUACAGUUUAGCAAUGAUGGCGUUUUCAAUGGGCACCAUAUGUGUACUACUGACAGCCAGCUCACCAAACAAACAUCAAGCAGUAGGUGAUACUGAGAAGGAAUAUAUUGCUGUAGCUAUGAGUAAUAUUGAGAAACUACAGAUGGAGAAGAAAGGAAGGGAAAAUGUUAAUGUGACGAUAAUGAGUGGCAGCCCGCCAUCAAUAGUAUGGUUUAAAAUAUUAACAGCAUCCCAAUUUUGGAAGAUUGCUUUCCUACAUAUAGCCACGAAUGUUAUAUUCAUAUUUUGCCUAUCGGAUAUGGCGCUCUACUUGCAAAAUUUCAAUAUAUCGCUCAAGGAGAAUACAAUUUGGAUGGCUUUACUUUAUACGAUGUGGUUACUUAUAGAACUGUUAAGGAUGAUUGCCUUAUAUAUAUACAAUAAUAUAUUCAGAUGGAAUGAUAUUCCAUUUAAAAUUAUCUUUACACUCAGUAUUAUCUGCAUUCUAUGUGGCCUGCCAGCGCUAUUGUAUCUAUUACCAGAUUGGAAAAUUACGGCGAUCCUUACGCUUAUGAUAAUAAUGUCGUCUUUGAGUAUACAAACACACGCUAUAAAGAGGAACGUCAAACAGAUUAAAGACUUGGAUCCCGACGUCAUUUCAAUAGUGAGCAGCAUCGUUGCUAGUAUCGUUGGUGCUUGUGUGCCUAUGUUGACUGGUUUCCUGGUUGUUGAUAAUGUGAACAUCCACUGUUGGCGAUAUAUCUUCUUUACUCUCAUGAGUGUGGUUUCACUCUGUCAUAUAAUGUACUUCGUAUUGGGAAAUUAUUCAAAACGAUCGGCAAGAAACAAAGGCAACAGCAUACGUUACUUAAUUAGUUACGACAACACUUCGGAUAUACUAGAAGUAAUGUCAAAUCAUAAUGAAAAAAUGAAAAUUGAGGCAGAAAAGUAA